Molecule: messenger RNA, 1155 nt
Organism: Eimeria acervulina
Lineage: Eukaryota; Apicomplexa; Conoidasida; Eucoccidiorida; Eimeriidae
Product: ribosomal protein S15, putative
Exons: 7
Coding region: 1-1155 (384 amino acids)
Biological process (GO): translation
Cellular component (GO): ribosome
Molecular function (GO): structural constituent of ribosome
Source: RefSeq, a predicted model, not a curated record
AUGACUUAUCGUGUUGUUCGCGGGGCCGGGAAGCUGGGGGCCCCACUCUUCCGGGUGUAUAUUGCCCCGUGUCUUUCCAAAAGCCAGUAUUUCACUUUUUCAGCCACAAGGGGGGCCGUGCAGCACAACGUGAGGCAUCGUCGGGGCCUCUUUGCCCUUAACGAGAGGCCCAACUGCUCGCCUGAAGCAUUCAACUCAAGCGCCUUUGGGCCGGUUGCCGAGUCCCUCGUGGGGGCCCCUCGGUGUAGGUUGGUUGGGGCCCCGACGCUCGUAGCGGGGGAUCUUGGGCGAUUCUCCGGUUGCGUCUUGAGGACACCCCACAGUUCCCUGCAACGGCGGUUUGUGGCGCGUGUCAAAGUGCAUCGUUUUGCGGGAGUUGUGCCUCUAAAAGUCCGCUCGCCAAAGUCCGAGUGGUAUAUCCAGGCUGAAAAGGAGUUCCUCAGCGAAAGAGACAAAGUGCCGGAAGGGUACAUAGAGCGCUGGCGGGAGGAGGACCUGGCAAGUCUCCAUGUGGGUUUGCGGAACUGUCUUUCUUUGCGUUGCGCGUCAAGCAAACAAUUGCAUCAAUGGAGGAAGCUGCAGCUAUGCAGACAGCUGCAGCGACGGCCCUUCGACACAGGCAGCAGCGCCGUACAGAUCGCAUGCCUUACGGAGAAGAUCCUCAACGCUCGGCAGCACCUCCUGCGGCACCGCCGGGACCAUUCUAAAAAGCGAAUUCUUUCGAUUUGGCUGGCGCGGAGACAGCGGGUCAUGAAGUACCUCUACAGGACGGACUUCGACCUCUAUAAACUUACUUGCAAUCUUCUCCGCAUAAAGUGCGUUCACUUCGCUAUACCGGACUCGAGGGACAGACAGCGGGCCAUAAGUCCGGUGGCCAUCGACGGAGAUCGCUGCAAAUUCUUAAUUCGACAGCGUUUGUGGAAGGGUCGCUACCGUCCGAGGCCUGUGAAACAAGCGGAGGGCAAGACUGUUCGGUACACACGCCAUGUCAUGGAGCAGCCACCACCGGGUUGGAAUAUGCCCCACGAGACAAAGCCGCGAAUCAGCCGGGCCUGGCCGUAUGGCGUCAAGGAGGAGCGACUCAAAGGGGAGUAUACAAUCCCCAAUCCCACAGCUGCAGGCAUAGGGUACUGCCCUGUGCCGCUCUUCUUUUGA